GGUGGUGUCGUGUUGAUUCAAUCCAAGUGAGUAUAGUUGACGAAUUGGGUGGCUUCGAUGAAGCCAAAAAUAAAUUCAUAUAUGCUAAAUCAUCAUACGAAACUCCGCCAUUUGCACGCAGGACAGCCUUGUGAGUUGGGAUGAAGCUAAUCAACAGGGUUUGCCUUUUCAAAGUAUAAGACUGCUUCAAGCAUUUGGUUCUUUGCUCCUACACAGUUCAUACGAUUUCAAUGUCACAUCGUUGUAGUCUCGCAAAAAAAAAAAGUCACAUCGUUGUAAAACACACAGCCCUGAUGCAAAAUUCCUGCCCAUAACAAGAGAUCAUGCGCUAAUUGUGGUGAAUAUGUGUCACCGCACUCCGCAGCAGUGAACCACCCAAAAACGCGGACAGAUUCAGCAUCCAGCCAGCCACACAGCAGAAUCUCAUCGUUCAAAGUAUCUGAAGAAUCUGCACGUCUUCCGGUCCUCCCCGCAAACCUUUCCGCCCCUCCAUUCCUAUAUAGCUCUCUACGCUCUCCACUUGGCGUCUGUUUGAUUUCUCCUUCUCCCCGCGGACGCGACUCGCGGCGCGAGCACUACACACUCGCUCGACUGCGUUGUCUCGAUCGCCCGGCCUCCGAGCUGAGAUGGCAACGGAGGCAGCGCCGGAGUGGCUUGACAAGGGCGACAACGCAUGGCAGCUGGCGGCGGCGACGCUGGUGGGGCUGCAGAGCGUGCCGGGGCUGGUCAUCCUCUACGGCAGCAUCGUCAAGAAGAAGUGGGCCGUCAACUCGGCCUUCAUGGCGCUCUACGCCUUCGCCGCCACCUUCGUCUGCUGGUGCCUCUGGGCCUUCCGCAUGUCGUUCGGCGACCGCCUCCUCCCCUUCGUCGGCCGCCCCGACCUCGCCGCGCUCGACCAGUCCUUCCUCACCGAGCAGGGCUUCGCCGGCGCCUACCCGGCCGCGACGCUCCUCUUCUUCCAGUUCGUCUUCGCCGCCAUCACGCUCAUCCUCGUCGCCGGCUCGCUUCUCGGACGCAUCAACUUCCGGGCGUGGAUGCUCUUCGUCCCGCUCUGGCUCACCUUCUCUUAUACCAUCGGGGCGUUCAGCCUCUGGAGCCCCAACGGGUUCCUUUUCAAGGCCGGUGUCAUGGACUUCGCCGGCGGAUACGUCAUCCACCUUUCCUCCGGCAUCGCCGGCUUCACCGCCGCCUACUGGGUGGGUCCGAGGACGGCCAAGGACAGGGAGGCGUUCCCGCCGAACAACAUUCUCCUGACGCUCGCCGGCGCGGGCCUGCUGUGGAUGGGGUGGACGGGCUUCAACGGCGGCGCGCCGUACGCCGCCAACAUCGACGCGUCGCUCGCCGUCGUGAACACGCAUUUCUGCACGGCCACCAGCCUCCUGGUCUGGCUCUGCCUCGACUGCUUCGUGUUCGGGCGCCCCUCCGUCAUCGGCGCCGUCCAGGGCAUGAUCACCGGCCUCGUGUGCAUCACCCCGGCCGCCGGGCUGGUGCAGGGCUGGGCCGCGAUGCUCAUGGGCGUCGUCUCCGGGAGCGUGCCGUGGUGCACCAUGAUGGUGCUGCACAAGCGGUGCCAGUUCCUGAAGCGCGUCGACGACACGCUCGCCGUGCUCCACACGCACGGCGUGGCGGGCAGCCUCGGCGGCAUCCUGACGGGGGUCCUGGCGGAGCCACGGCUCAGCCGCCUCUUCUUCGGCGACGACCCACGGUACGUGGGCCUCGUGUACGCACUCAAGGACGGCCGCGCCGCCGCGGGGCUCCGGCAGGUGGGCAUGCAGCUGGCCGGGAUCGCCUUCGUCGUGGCGCUCAACGUCGCCGUGACGAGCGCGGUGUGCCUCGUCGUCGGGCUGCUCGUGCCGCUACGGCUCAGCGAGGAGCAGCUGGCCGCCGGCGACGACGCGAUCCACGGGGAGGACGCGUACGCGGUGUGGGGCGACGGCCAGAUGUACGAGCAGUCGGUGCACGGAGACCAUUUGUACCCCAUGAUGUCCAACCCCAUGGCGUCCAAAGCCGACGAGAUGAUAUGAUCGGAAUGUGCAUCUCGGAUGUAAGAUCAACACGAAUAUGCUUGUAUAAUCUUGACUUUUGAGUGGUAGUAUAUCUGGAAUUUAUCCUUCGACACAAUGAUUAUAAACAUAAAACGUUAAUGGUA
Sorghum bicolor (sorghum) is the source of this 2149-nucleotide messenger RNA. Its product is annotated as putative ammonium transporter 4 member 1. The record is from RefSeq and is a predicted model, not a curated record. Gene Ontology annotation, biological process: ammonium transmembrane transport. Gene Ontology annotation, cellular component: plasma membrane. Lineage: Eukaryota; Viridiplantae; Streptophyta; Magnoliopsida; Poales; Poaceae. Bases 627 to 2024 code for a protein of 465 amino acids. The transcript has 2 exons. Gene Ontology annotation, molecular function: ammonium channel activity.